AUGAAAGUGGUGGUGGAGAGUUUGACUGGAACACUUUUCUACGUGCAUGUGAAGAAUGACGCCACCGUGGCUGACUUAAAGAAGGAGAUUGAGAACCACCAGAAGAUCCCUUGUGACCGUCUGAUCCUCCUUCUUGAUACUGAUCGUUGUCCUCUGAUGAAUCACAACGAUGAUGACGAGGAAGAAAGGGUGUCACUGAAUGACUGUGGGGUCCAUGAUGGCUCCCACAUAUACCUCUUCUUCAACCCUGUAGAUGAUGAAUCCAAUGGCAAUUACCAUUUUUGCUUCACCUUGCCGGAUGUUCUUCUCAGCUAA
Molecule: messenger RNA, 315 nt
Organism: Neltuma alba
Lineage: Eukaryota; Viridiplantae; Streptophyta; Magnoliopsida; Fabales; Fabaceae
Exons: 1
Coding region: 1-315 (104 amino acids)
Biological process (GO): proteasome-mediated ubiquitin-dependent protein catabolic process
Cellular component (GO): cytosol; nucleoplasm
Molecular function (GO): polyubiquitin modification-dependent protein binding; proteasome binding; ubiquitin binding
Source: RefSeq, a predicted model, not a curated record